Symbiodinium pilosum is the source of this 243-nucleotide messenger RNA. Lineage: Eukaryota; Dinophyceae; Suessiales; Symbiodiniaceae. The record is from the annotation of a GenBank genome assembly.
GAGUGUGCGGAGAACAUGUCCUUCCGUGUUGACAAAGCUUGGCGCCAACGCUGCUCCCAACGAUUUCGCAACAUCUUGGAUAUGGUGGCAAAGAAGGCCGACCACAGCGUGCUUCGUCUUCUACAGAUCUCGCAACAGCACAUCGAGUCACAGCUUGAGCGUGUGAAGCAUGAGCGCGAGUUGUGGAAGGAAGUUGUGGAGCGUCGACAGCAGCAACCAUUGCAGCUGGCCCUUUCCAUGAAG